Molecule: messenger RNA, 582 nt
Organism: Huiozyma naganishii CBS 8797
Lineage: Eukaryota; Fungi; Ascomycota; Saccharomycetes; Saccharomycetales; Saccharomycetaceae
Gene: HED1
Product: Hed1p
Exons: 1
Coding region: 1-582 (193 amino acids)
Source: RefSeq, a predicted model, not a curated record
AUGAGAAGAAGUAGAACCAUGGCAGUGACGGUGCCCGUAAGGAGGUAUUCUCGGCGGGCCGUUACAUCUGUCCCCGUGGAACUGGAGAAAAUCAACUUCAAACUUGGCAGCCUGGAUCUGCUAGACCUGGCUUCUGCGGCCGGCGAGAACUCAGCACCCUACCAGACACAGUACGGUGGUGGUGAGUCAGACGUUCAUGGUUCCGUAGACACCACUAUUUCAGAGUGCGACGAGGAAGUUAGCAAGGAAAUUGAUUCCAGCAAUGGUAUAGGCGCCACUGCCGCUGACGCAGAGAGCCCUUGCGUCACCGGAAGAGAAUCUCCAUACCUUUCACAAGAGGAGGACUCCCCACAGACAUCAUCACCAGAUACUAGUGGGACCGCCUACGUGACCACAGCGCUACCUCGUGAGGUGCACAAAUCCCUGAAGGAACUGAUCUACAAGACGAACAGAGAGUUGUACGAUGUCGAUUCGAACAAAGUACAGUAUAAAGCGGGCCUUUCGAGAGAAUCUGGCCACCACAUACCAAGCCUGCACACGAAACGAGUAGAGGUGAAGCAAGAGCAGUCCUCCAGAGGGUAG